Messenger RNA from Ylistrum balloti, 585 nucleotides. Its product is annotated as seminal vesicle major clotting proteins-like. The record is from RefSeq and is a predicted model, not a curated record. The transcript has 3 exons. The coding region runs from base 1 to 585 and encodes 194 amino acids. Lineage: Eukaryota; Metazoa; Mollusca; Bivalvia; Pectinida; Pectinidae.
AUGUCGCACGAGUACUACACGAACAACAAUGCAGAUGGCAUCGGUGACCGGGGUGUGUCUGAAGGAGUAGACGCAAUCGGUGACCGGGGUGUGUCUGAAGGAGAAGACACAAUCGGUGACCGCUGUACGCAAUCGGUGACCGGGGUGUGUCUGAAGGAGAAGACACAAUCGGUGACCGCUGUGUCUGAAGGAAUAGACACAAUCGGUGACCGCGGUGUGUCUGAAGGAGUAGACACAAUCGAUGACCGUGAUGUGUCUGAUGGAGUAGACACAAUCGAUGACCACGAUGUGUCUGAAGGAGUAGAUACAAUCGAUAACCGCAAUGUGUCUGAAGGAGUAGAUAUAAUCGGUGACCGGGGUGUGUCUGAAGGAGAAGACACAAUCGAUGAACGCAAUGUGUCUGAUGGAGAAGACACAAUCGAUGACCGCGGUGUGUCUGAUGGAGUAGAUACAAUGGAUGACCGCAAUAUGUCUGAAGGAGUAGAUACAAUCGGUGACCGGGGUGUGUCUGAAGGAGUAGACACAAUCGAUGACCGCAAUGUGUCUGAAGGAGUAGAUACAAACGAUGAUCGCGAUGUGUCUUAA